Messenger RNA from Sorex araneus (European shrew), 2988 nucleotides. It is a transcript of the gene PRKN, whose product is annotated as parkin RBR E3 ubiquitin protein ligase. The record is from RefSeq and is a predicted model, not a curated record. Gene Ontology annotation, molecular function: ubiquitin conjugating enzyme binding; zinc ion binding; ubiquitin protein ligase activity. Gene Ontology annotation, biological process: autophagy of mitochondrion; protein polyubiquitination; regulation of mitochondrion organization. The coding region runs from base 231 to 1625 and encodes 464 amino acids. The transcript is spliced from 12 exons. NCBI's taxonomy places the organism in Eukaryota, Metazoa, Chordata, Mammalia, Eulipotyphla, Soricidae. Gene Ontology annotation, cellular component: cytoplasm; ubiquitin ligase complex; mitochondrion.
CCCGGAGGCCCCGCCCGCGCGUGACGUCACUGCCGGCGCCUCCCGCCGGAAGCGCAGGGCGAGCGGCGCCCGGGAACUACGACUCCCAGCAGGCGCCGCGCGGCCGGAGCCUCGGCGCCUGCGCAGUACGGAGCCGGGCGUCCCGGGCGCCCCGAGGAUCCCCCUCCCGCGCGGCCGGUGGGGGCGCGCAGGCCCCUCCCGGCGAGCCGCCGCCCACCCGCCCGGUGACCAUGAUAGUGUUCGUCAGGUUCAACUCCAGCCACGGGUUCCCGGUGGAGGUGGAUUUCGACACCAGCAUCUUCCAGCUCAAGGAGGAGGUUGCUAAGCGACAGGGGGUUCCGGCCGACCAGUUGCGGGUGAUUUUUGCAGGGAAGGAGCUGCGGAAUGACCUGACGGUACAGAGCUGCGAUCUGGAGCAGCAGAGCAUUGUCCACAUCGUGCUGAGACCCCAGGGCCGAGGAGAUGGAAGGGACCCCCCGGCAGGCCUCGGCCCACGCAAGGCUCUCGGCCGCUUGGCCAGGGAGCCGGAGAGCCUGACCCGCGUGGACCUCAGCGGCACGGUCCUGCCGGCUGACUCCGUGGGGCUGGCCAUCAUCCUGCAGGACGACAGCAAGCCGGACAUCCCGCCCCGGGGAAGGCCAGGCCGGCCGCCCUACAACAGCUUCUACGUCUUCUGCAAAGGGCCCUGCCGGAGCGUGCAGCCGGGGAAGCUGCGGGUGCAGUGCGGGACCUGCCACCAGGCCACGCUCACCCUGGCCCAGGGCCCCUCUUGCUGGGACGACGUCUUGGUCCCCAACCGAAUGAGUGGUGAGUGCCAGUCUCCAGGCUGCCCCGGGACGAGAGCGGAAUUCUUCUUUAAAUGUGGCGCGCACCCAACCUCGGACAAGGAGACGUCGGUGGCUUUGAACCUGAUCACCACAAACAGUCGCUCCAUCACCUGCAUCGCCUGCACCGACGUCAGGAGCCCGGUACUGGUGUUCCAGUGCAAUGACCGCCACGUGAUCUGCCUGGACUGUUUCCACCUCUACUGCGUGACGAGACUUAACGACCGGCAGUUUGUUCAUGACCCACAGCUUGGGUACUCGCUGCCUUGUGUGGCCGGCUGCCGAGACUCCCUCAUUCGAGAGCUCCAUCACUUCAGGGUCCUUGGAGAAGAGCAGUACAACAGGUACCAGCAGUACGGCGCCGAGGAGUGUGUCCUGCAGAUGGGGGGCGUGCUGUGCCCCCGGCCCGGUUGCGGGGCGGGGCUGCUUCCUGAGCCCGGAGUGAGGACCGUCACCUGCGAAGAAGGCAGCGGCCUGGGCUGCGGGCUCGUCUUCUGCCGAGACUGCAAGGAGGCCGACCACGAGGGCGACUGCAGCGCCGUGUACGAGGCCGCGGAGGCCGCUGCCCAGGCCUACAGAGUGGACGAGGAGGCCGCCGAGCAGGCCCGCUGGGAGAAGGCCUCCAAGGAGACCAUCAAGAACACCACCAGGCCGUGCCCCCGCUGCCGCGUGCCCGUGGAGAAGAACGGAGGGUGCAUGCACAUGAAGUGCCCGCAGCCCCAGUGCCAGCUCGAGUGGUGUUGGAACUGCGGCUGCGAGUGGAACCGCGUCUGCAUGGGGGACCACUGGUUCGACGUGUAGCUGCGCCCACCGGACACCCCGCGCCUGCCCACGGCCCCCCAUGCCCAUGUGUCCACGCGCACACACACACACACACACACACGCACGCACACACACACUCAGCUAGGGAAACAGCCAUACUCAUGCCCGUCCCCGCUGGCCAGUCUUUGCCCACGUCACCAGGCGCUUUCUCCUCCUCUGCAGUGCUGGUGAGGGCGAGGGCCCAGGGGCAGCACCCCCCGCCCGGCCCGGCCUCACCUGUCGGGGGCCCUGGGUUUGCUCCCUGGCUCCAAACACCAGAAAGCCCAGCCCCAGCCCCAGCCCCAGCCCGCCCUCCGGCAGCAGCGGCGCACCUUCCCGGCCUUGGGGAGACCCCGCCGGCGCCCGGUCCAGCUGCAGUUCCCCGCUUUCUCCCUGAUGCUCGUUUUUUGGGCGAAUGGAGACUGAUGGGGGCCUCCUGGAGAGGGAUCUCGCGGGGUUUGUUUCCUGGUAACACCCUCAGGGAUUGCUGGGAAAGUGUCCCCGCCGCCCCCUUGUUGGACAGGGCACCGCUGUCAUGUGGUCCAGGCGAAGACGGAAAGGCGCCCAGGGCUUUCAAGAACAACCUUCUUCCUUGGCGGAGACCAUCAAAACUAGGGUUUCUCCCCAAAGUCUCCCUUCUAUAUAUUACUCAGGUGAAAAAACGACUGUUUCUAUAAAAAAAAAAUCUCUGGCCCCUACCCCUUUUGUUGUUGCUUGGUGCCCACAGGCAGCAGUGCUCAGGGGUUGGUUACUCCUGGCUCUGCACUCAGGAAUUACUCCUGACGGGCUCAGGGGGCCCUGUGGGGAGCCUGGGAUCAAACCCGGGUCAGCCCCGCGCUGUACUAUCAUUCUGGCCCCCAGACUCCCUCUCCCUUACACAGGAAGCCGCAGGGCAAAUGACAUGCUGGAUGCUUAAACACAGGGAAGAGGGCAAACAUUUUAUUCCACUGAGCUAUGUGUAGCCUUAGAAAUUGUACUAUUUUAAAGUACUGCAAAAUCUAUACUUUGCUUUUACACUGUCAUUUUUGCCACCUAAAGAAGAAGCUGAUGUGUUUGUCCCACUGUGCAUUUAAUGAAUAAGAUGCCUGCAAGAGACACUUUUAGAAAUGAUUUCAUCACGGUUCUCAAUGUCAAGCAAAGUGCAGGUUAUUAAAGCAGCAGCAGGGCAGAAGUUAGCCCACCCCCUCUCUGAGGCUGUCCUGCAGGGCUCAGCCACAGGACUGCUCCUCAGCCUCUGGGAAAAGACAAUCAGCCACUCGCCGUUGUCCCUCUGGGCCGGGUGGGCUGGGCUGAGGGAGGGCACCCUCGGGAACCUGUGGAGCAAACCCUGACGGUGUGUCGGGCUGUGUCUGUGAAUAAAACC